This is a messenger RNA of Durusdinium trenchii, 4686 nucleotides long. NCBI's taxonomy places the organism in Eukaryota, Dinophyceae, Suessiales, Symbiodiniaceae. The record is from the annotation of a GenBank genome assembly.
AUGGGCAGCAUAGGCUUCAGCUUUAGAAACAUCACGUACCGGCGUCCAGAAGAAGCACUUUUUGCAUCAGAUGCUGUGUGCAUGGAUUCGCCGGAAGUGUUGCAGCCGUUCUUUCUGUGCGAGCCCCCAGAGCAGGUUCGACUGUUCAUCACGCUGUUCUGCGUUUCAGUUGCCUUUAGUCUGAUUAUAAAUCAUCCAGCAGCGAUCAGCUACUAUCGUUUCGUUGCAAAUGCGAAUCUGCCACAGAGUGGUCGACGAGGACUAGGCUACAAUGCGUGUAAGGCAUAUGGUAUCUUCCCAAUCGGCCAUCUUCCAGAGAGUCACUUUCAGAUGGUGGGAUGGUUGCUAGUGGUCUCGCUACUGCUGGCUUGCCACUCUCACUUGGCACCCCGAUUUUUCCUGUUUGCAAGCUUCGGCCUCUACUUCCUGUACUUUGGCCAACUUUUUUGCGAGUCCAAGCAUGGUGGUCAUGGUGCACUUUUGUUACCUUCGGUGCUGCUCCUGUUGGCAUUAAGUGGAGGGCCUUUGGGCUCUCCAUGGAGCCUCGUCUUCAUCAAAUUGUUUCUGGGCGUCAUCUAUUUUGCCGGUGCAGUGUCGAAAGUUGUGGUGGCUGGGGUCUUUGGCCGGCCAUGGCUGGGCAGUACAAUGCAAGCAUAUAUCGUGGAUGCUAUGUGGAGCCGCCCACAUUCCUCCUCCCUGGUGCGAGCUUUGCAGUGCUUCAUAAUUCAGCGCUGGUAUCUCUGCACCUUCUUGGCUUUGUCAGGGCUAAUCUUUGAAUUUGCAUGGCUGCCCGUUGUUAUGUUUGGUGGCAGAUUGGGAUCGGUGCUAGCUGGUGCGGUUGCUUUUUCCUUUCACCUGGGCGUUGAUCUCUUGCAGGGGUUGGACUUCAAACCGUUCUGGUGCCCAGUCUUCUGGGUCUUCCUGCCCGAUGUGCAGGCAAUUUGGCAUGGGCAGGAUGUCCUUCCCAAUGAGAUUUGGACCAUCCUCGCUCAAGGCUUUGAAGAGGAACCUUGCCGCUGGAUCAUGAGUGCAGCAUACCUGCUCCUUCAAGUGGUUGUUGCAAUCCGUUUCAUGGAUUGCUGGGAGGGCAUGGAAUGCUUGCCACUCACAUGUUGCCCAAUGUUUGCCGUUCCGCGAAAUCUGUUUGAUGAUGAGUUGCGAGCUGGGGUCAUGACUGAUUUGGACCUCAGGGGUGGUGGUCAUGUGGAUUUCGCCUACAACUUCUUCCCUUGGAGCACUGAGCUGCCCCUGAGCACCACCGACCUCCAGCAUAUGCCUGGCCGGGUCCUAUUUUGGAUGUCCAGCCUUCACUGCAACGAGAACCUCACAAGAAUGUUGAAACCAGAGUAUUUGGACAAGGAGCUGUUGAUUUGCGCAAAUUUUGAUGUCUCACCUGCCCUGCACGCCAAGCUUCUCGAGCUGGUCCAGUUCCUCGAGCAGGCUGACCCGAAUGAUUGGACUGAUGCAAAAAAGAUUGGAGAGGUUGCUGAUCUUCAAGCUGAAUGCCGCAGCCUCUUCAAGGAGCACUCUUUCAAAAAGUCCCAGGAUGCCUGCUCAUAUGGGCUUCAGGCAACCAAAGGGAAUCCCGAUUUGAUGAACUGGAUGAAAUUCUUCACUCCCACGGAGUGGCACCCAUACGUGGUCUUUAUUGUGGAAAUCCUCUUGCGCGUCAUGGCAGAUGGAUGGACUUGGUUUUUUGCCACUGGUAAUGCGGUUGAUGUUAUUCUCAUUAUCGUCACAGGUAUCAUUCCAACCUACAUCCUGCAGGGGAUUUUCAAUGUGGACAGUGGCGAACUACGAAUCGGCCAGGCCUUGCGAUGCGUUCGAUUGAUUCGCAUCUUGAAAAGUGUUCGUACCAUCAGUGCCUUCAGAAUUUUAUGGUCGCUGGUCAGUGGCAUCGUGGAUAGUGGGCGGAUUCUUCUGUGGACGCUCACCAUCAUCCUCGUAGUUUUGUACAUGUUCUCAAUCUUUUUUGUUCAGCUGCUGGUAAAGUCCGGGCUGAACCUCACCCCAGACCAGACAGAUAUGGUGGACGGCUUCAUGAAAACGGUCCCAGAGGCCAUGUUCACGCUCUUCCAGUGCCUGACUUUGGAUAGCUGGACCUGGUUCAGCCGAGAGCUGCAGAAGGAUCAGCCUUUUGUUGGAGUACUGUGGCUCCUCUACGUGGCGGUCGCGUGCAUGGUCUUGAACAACUUGGUCAUUGCUGUAAUUGUCAACAAUGCAAUUGCUCGAGCAGAGGAGGACGAGGAGCUUCAAGCUUCGAUUGCUCGGGAGACCACUGAAGGUGAGCUGAAUGACCUCAGGCAACUCUUUGAUGAACUCGUCCCAGAGGCAGAUAGGGACUACAUGACCCAGGAGGAGUACGAGGAUGCAGUUGAGAAACAGAACGAGACUUUGUGGACGAAGCUGAAGCUUAACAACCUCGAAGAAGAUGAGAUCAUGAACCUGUGGACGUAUAUGGAUUGGGAAGAACACAUUGACCGAGAAGAAUUCGCACAGCAGAUUCGAAACUUGAAAGGCCCUCAAGAAGGAAACCACGCAGGCACAGCUGCUGGGAGCUUGGGGCUCGUCCAAGAAUCUGAUUUGAGCAGAUACCUGGUGGACAAAUUCCAGCAACAGCAAGUACUCAACGAAGAAUUGAAGGCUUCCAAGGAGAGGAGUUGCCAGUUGUUGGAUUUUGCUUUGAGCGUUGCAGGUGGCGAAGAAGGUUCAGCUGGUGAAGAUGAGAGAGCAGGAAGGGUUCUCUUUACCAGGUUCAUGACGGACGCCAAGGACCGGCGUGCCAGUCGCGCAUGGCGCUUGUCACCUGCAGGUGCGGCGGCUGCUGAUGCGGACCAGCACCGGGAGCAUCGAGCAUGCCGUGCAAAGAACUGGGUACCGGCACCGGAUGCCACGGAAAACAGCGAUCCAGAGGCCUUCUUCAACCUCUUCUGCAGUACAUGCCACUACUUCCUGUCCGAGAAGGGCUUGAUGAUGCAAAUGUUGGCUAACCCAUCUAGCAUUUGCUUCUCCACAGACCAGCGCCCUCAGGGAGUUGAGCUGCAGGAUGAGGCUGCCAAAAUGCCGGGCAUGUGUGACUGCAAAGUUCAAGAUUUCGCAUGUGGCUGUGGAGCCCGUCUAGGCUAUCAUUUGACCUCGCCGUGUGAGGUGUGCGACGAGGAGGGAACCAAGCAGCGGUGGUUCUUGUGUCCCCGCUGCAUCGAAGCAGAACCCGGAAGCGAAUGUCCCAGAACGCCACGAUGGGCAGAGGUCCCACAGGAGACUCAGGCACAGAGGCCCCAUGGCUUACCUCAGUUUGGCCAAUCUCGUGAUGAGAAGAUUGCGAAGCCGACGCCAUUGAGCGAUGUGAAUGGCAGGGAGACUGGGUCCAAGGGGGCCAAGAAUGAGCCGAAGGGCAAAGAUGAUGCCAUUCUCCAAGUCGCACGGCCAACCUUGGACACCAAAAGCAUUGAUCCCAAGUGCAGCAUGGAGACGACUAAGAGGCUUGCAGAGUUGGAGAGACGAGAGCAAGCAGUGUCAGCAAAAGAGGAGCAGCUCAACUUGCGUGAGCUGCAAUUGCUGCGGCUGGAAGCUAAGGUCAAUGUGAGCACAAGUCAGACGAGUCAGGAAAGGGUGCCAUGGAAAGCAGACAGGGACUUUGGGACCCAUCUGCCAGAGAAGUCGGAAAAGGAUGUGGCGACUUCAAGCGAAGUCAUCCGGGUUCAAGGCAUGCAGGGCGUUCCAACUGCGGCGAAGCCCGAUUUGGCAGACAGAGGCGUUUCUCCAAGGGAGCUUUCUGCGCCUACCACCCAAGUUUCCGCAGAGACGUUGUCUGCGGAUUUUGAACGAUUGCAGCAAGCUCGAAUCGAUGCGUGGGAAGCUCAACAGCGGGUAGCCAAAGCCACUGAGCAUGUGGCACUGGCAGAGGCACAUACGCAGGAUGCAGCACACCCACAGGGAAGACUGGAGUAUUCACAGCGGCUGGCAGAGAAGAGAAAGGAGCUUGAGCGAUGGCAGAAGGCACUUGAAGAGAGGAGCAAAGCCCUUGAAGAGCUGGAAAAGAGCCUUUCGGACGCGGGCGGCAAGCUCUUUGCAAAGGCAAGCCAUCACAGUGGGUCUGGCCCAUUCCUUGCCAACUUGCAGGCAGAUGCCGUCCAUGCAGCCUCUGCAGCAGCCAAAGCAAUGGUUGGAGCUGGCUUCACAGCCUCCAAGAUUGUGGUAGCCGUAGCCAAACCCAUGUUUGGAGCUGUGAAAAUCGCAGGCUCCGCUGCCUUUCAGUUUGGUGUGAGCACAUAUGCAGCAGCAGUGGCACGUGCCAAUGAAGAGGCCCAGGAACGUGCGAUUGCACAGGCUACAGCACUGAGGCGCUCCAAGUACUAUGCCUCUGCAAGCCCUGGCCUCACAAGCCACACAGGUCACGGCCACACAAGCCACGGCCACGCAAGCUACGGGCACAUGGACUUCCGCGAUGGCAGUGGUGUCCCACCUCCACGACGGACAUGGGAGAGCAGAUCACCACAGCCUUGGGGCCGAGGAGCAUGGUCACCAGGUUGGCAGCCCUCGCCGAUUUAUCCCGCUUCUCCGGCUCCAUCUCACUUGCCGCCCGUCAUGGAACGGGAAGGCCUCUUGGGCUGGAUCCGGCGAAACAGCGGCUGCGGGACCCGAAAUCACAUGGCCUAUCCCGUACCGUAUCCGGCUUGCGGGUGA